Molecule: messenger RNA, 483 nt
Organism: Filobasidium floriforme
Lineage: Eukaryota; Fungi; Basidiomycota; Tremellomycetes; Filobasidiales; Filobasidiaceae
Exons: 2
Coding region: 1-483 (160 amino acids)
Source: RefSeq, a predicted model, not a curated record
AUGCGUCCUCAUAAAUUCACCUCGACCCAAGAGUACAACACCUCGCUCGCUCUCCGUCGACAGUAUGUUGCUGAUGCCAAGUCCAAGGAGGCGCCAUCGUUCGCCGUUACUGGGAUCAUUCGUUCUUCCGAGCUCGAUGUCAGCAAGAUAGCCUUGUACGUCAAGCGACAGGGUCAGGCUACUCGUUCCGCGGUCGCUAGUUACGAUUUUCCCCUCUCGGCCGAAGAUGUACAAAGGGUCUACCACGCCGGGCUUCCUUCUCAGCACGGAAAGGGAAGCGAGACGGUCUACGACCCGACCUAUCGUCAAGCGCACAAGAUCAAGCCACCCUACUUUGCGCUCUCGGCCGACUUGAUCGACGCUUCCAAUGUCUUGAACACUCUUCCUACUACACUCAAACUCGAGGAUAAACGCUUGACGGCGAGGCUGCACAAGUUGAACGUCUACGCUACUGGCGGAUUCUUCAAGCCUCAUCGAGAGUGA